Messenger RNA from Opisthocomus hoazin, 1229 nucleotides. NCBI's taxonomy places the organism in Eukaryota, Metazoa, Chordata, Aves, Opisthocomiformes, Opisthocomidae. The record is from RefSeq and is a predicted model, not a curated record.
UAGGGCUGCAGGGUUCUGGUUGAUGCACGGGACAAGCUGGGGAUCCCUUGGCAGUACACCGAGAAUGAGAAGCACGGAAUGUUUUUGAUGGCUUUUGAAAACAAAGCUGGAAUGCCCAUAGAGCCUGCCACCUUCCAGCUGUACGUACCUGCACUGGGCGCGCUCUGGAGGGAUUCGGGGAUCAAGGAAGCCUUCAGCCGGCGGAGCGAGUAUCAACUGGGUGAAUCGGUGAAAUACUUCCUGGAUAACCUGGAUCGGAUCGGUCAGCUGAAUUAUUUCCCCAGCAAACAAGAUAUUUUGUUGGCUAGAAAAGCCACCAAGGGGAUAGUAGAGCAUGAUUUCAUCAUUAAAAAAAUACCUUUCAAGAUGGUGGAUGUAGGUGGACAGAGAUCUCAGCGUCAAAAGUGGUUCCAGUGCUUUGAUGGAAUAACUUCAAUUUUGUUUAUGGUCUCCUCCAGUGAGUACGAUCAGGUUCUCAUGGAAGACAGGCGCACAAAUAGACUUGUGGAGUCCAUGAAUAUCUUUGAGACAAUAGUCAAUAACAAGCUUUUCUUUAAUGUUUCUAUUAUCCUGUUCCUCAACAAGAUGGAUCUUCUUGUGGAGAAGGUAAAGACUGUGAGCAUUAAGAAGUAUUUCUCGGACUUCAAAGGCGACCCUCACAGGCUAGAAGACGUUCAACGUUAUCUGGUGACUGCCAUAGACACUGAAAACAUCCGCUUUGUAUUUCAUGCCGUGAAGGACACAAUCCUUCAAGAGAAUCUGAAGGAUAUUAUGUUGCAGUGAAGGAGAGCAGCCGAUGUUCUGUUAAAAUUUGCCGGAGGGUUCGAUCAAAGUUUUUAUCCUUUCUUUAUGGCCCUUGCAUGUGGUGUGGGACCCAUGCUAAUUACUUGGCUCAGGAAUGCUGUAACUAGCCAGUCCAAACAGAGGAGCUAUAGGCCGAAGGAGUCAAACGUUGAUGUUAGCUACUGAAUCAUUUGGAUUAGAAACACUACUGAAAUAUGGGCGUUGUAGGUUCUGUACCUAGUUUGGAAUGCUGAAUAAUAACACAACCACCUUCUGCCUUCUUACAAAAAAGAAAUCUCUGAAAAACCAUGUGUGGAAGACGCAUUGUUUUAAAUGAAUAUGCUCAUUUUUCAGAGACACUUGUCGUACAAACUGCCUUUUCUUGUAGUUUGGAGGUGCUGAAUCGAUCAAACUAAUCGAAAUGUAGUGAGAUUGGCAGCUGUAUU